Molecule: messenger RNA, 2763 nt
Organism: Drosophila obscura
Lineage: Eukaryota; Metazoa; Arthropoda; Insecta; Diptera; Drosophilidae
Gene: NetA
Product: netrin-A
Exons: 7
Coding region: 363-2633 (756 amino acids)
Molecular function (GO): protein binding
Source: RefSeq, a predicted model, not a curated record
CGCCAACGACGACGACGACGUUCGAAAACGACCGACGACGACGCCGAAGAGUCGCACGCGAUUUAAAACGCCCCCGAAGGCGCGAGUGAGUGCCCACAGUGAAAAAACGCCUGCGCAUACGGCUCAGCUCCGGACACGGAAUAAACGGCAAUCAAAGCCAAUAGCAAUAGCAUCCUCUCCUUCUCGUACUAGUAGUACUAGUCAAUAUUUUUUGUUUGGUGCUUGCAAUUUUUGUUUUGUGUCAAAAGUGAAACAACCAUCGAGGAAAGCAGUGCAGAAACCAUCGAGGAAAGCAGUGCAGAAAAAACGAAAGAAAAAAACUGAAAUCCCGCAGCAGAAAAGAACAAGAAACGGCAACAAAAAUGUUCCACUGGAGCUGCUGGCAGGUGCUGCUCCUGGCCAGCGCAUGGGCCGGAGUGCUGGCCAUACCCAAUGACGUUUACCUGAAGAUGUUCGCCAUGCAGCCGCCGGUGGCGGCGGAGGAUCCCUGCUACGACAAGGCGCGCCAGCCGCGCCUCUGCAUACCCGACUUCGUGAACGCCGCCUACGAUGCGCCCGUGGCGGCCAGCAGCACCUGCGGGGCCGAGCAGCCGCAGCGGUACUGCGAGCACGGCCCGGACACCAGGGAGCUGCAGUGCCACACGUGCGACGCCAGCAACUCGCAGCGCAGCUUCCCGCCGCGCGCCCUCACCGAUCUGAACAACUCCAACAACGUGACCUGCUGGCGAUCGGCUCCUGUGCUGCCGGCUGCCGGUGGGGGCAAUGUGACCUUGACCCUCUCGCUGGGCAAGCGCUACGAGCUGACCUACGUGAGCCUGCAGUUCUGCCCGCGGGCACCGCGUCCCGACUCCCUGGCCAUCUACAAGAGCUCCGACUACGGCCGCAGCUGGAAGCCCUUCCAGUACUACAGCUCCCAGUGCCGACGCCUGUUCGGGCGCCCCAGCCGCCUGGCCGUCAGCAAGCACAACGAGCAGGAGGUGCGCUGCAGUGAUCCCCAUCGCCAGGGGCAGGGCCGCAGCGAGGGUCUCGCCUCGCGCAUCGCCUUCAGCACGCUGGAGGGUCGCCCCUCGGCCCGCGAUCUCGACUCAUCGACGGUGCUGCAGGACUGGGUGACGGCCACCGACAUACGCAUCGUGUUCCACCGCCUGCAGCAGCAGCCCGAUCCGCAGGCCCUCAUCUCCAUGGACGCGCCGCCGUCGGAUCUGCGCAGCGCCAAGUACAGCGUGCAACUCAACAGUCCAGCGGGCAACAACAUUGACUCCUCGCCAGCCACCACCGUAGCCGCAGCCUCAGCCUCAGCCUCAGCCUCCGCCUCAGUAUCAGCCGCUGCCACGGGCCUCCACUAUGCCGUCUCCGACUUCUCUGUGGGCGGGCGCUGCAAGUGCAACGGCCACGCCUCCAAGUGCUCGCCGGAUGCCAACGGGCAGCUGAGCUGCGAGUGCAGCCACAACACCGCGGGCAGGGACUGCGAGCACUGCAAGCCCUUCUACUACGACCGCCCCUGGGGCAGGGCCACGGCACGCGAGCCCAACGAAUGCAAAAUGUGCAACUGCAACAAUCACGCGCGACAGUGCCGCUUCAAUAUGGAAAUCUUUCGCGCCUCUCAGGGCGUCUCCGGUGGCGUCUGCCAGAACUGUCGACACUCGACCAUGGGUCGGAAUUGCCACCUGUGCAAGGAGGGCUACUACAGGGACCCCAGCAAGCCGCUAAAUCAUCGCAAGGUGUGCAAAGCCUGCGAGUGCCAUCCGAUCGGUUCAUCUGGCAAGAUCUGCAACAGCACCAGCGGUCAAUGUGCCUGCAAGGACGGAGUGACCGGACUGACCUGCAACCGCUGUGCACGUGGCUAUCAACAGAGUCGCUCCCACAUUGCCCCAUGCAUAAAGCAACCACCGCGCAUGAUCAACAUGUUGGACACACAGAAUACCGCACCUGAGCCGGACGAGCAUGAGCCCACUGCAGACGUUGCCAAUAAUCGUGGUGGCGGCUCCGCAUCGGCGGCCGCCCAAUCCCCAUACUACCGCACCGAGGGCGGCAGGGAGUGCGGCAAAUGCAAAGUAAGCACCAAAAGGUUAAAUCUCAACAAGUUCUGCAGAAGAGACUACGCAAUAAUGGCCAAGGUAAUUGGUCGCGAUACGAGCAGCGAGGCGGCCAGCAGGGAGCAGCUGGGAGCCCAGCAGCGACGCGCAAUGGAUCCCGCGGACGUGGACUACGAAAUGGAUCAGGAUCCGUGGGCGGUGGCCGGAAUGGACGCUGGUCAAACGGAGUACGAGUUUCAGGGGGACAGCGACAGCGACAGCGAGACGGUGCGCUACGAUCUGCAAAUCCAGGCCGUAUUCAAGCGCACCAAGUCCGGCCACGGGAGCAGCGGGGGGGGAGCGAUCGGGAUCGGCGCAUAUGGAAUGCCGAAUACAAUGCUAAAACGAGGUCCUAUGACCUGGAUCAUACCGAUUAAGAAUCUGGAGUGUCGCUGCCCCAAAAUCAGAGUUAACAGAUCCUAUUUGAUUUUGGGACGAGAUUCGGAGGCGCCACCUGGUUACCUGGGCAUUGGGCCGCACUCGAUAGUUAUUGAAUGGAAGGAGGACUGGUAUCGGCGCAUGAAGCGACUGCAAAGGAGAGCGCGCACCUGUGCGUAAGCCACACAAACAUCCCCCACCCACCAGCCAAGCCGUAUUUCUUGUCCCCCCCCACCCUCGAGUGUAUGUAGAUUCUAGGCGCCUACGUUUAAGAAUUUAACGGCAAGCAGAACGAAAGAAAAGAAAGAAA